This is a messenger RNA of Onychostoma macrolepis, 3875 nucleotides long. RefSeq names its product polypeptide N-acetylgalactosaminyltransferase like 6 (gene galntl6). The transcript has 19 exons. The record is from RefSeq and is a predicted model, not a curated record. Lineage: Eukaryota; Metazoa; Chordata; Actinopteri; Cypriniformes; Cyprinidae. Gene Ontology annotation, cellular component: Golgi apparatus. Bases 1422 to 3224 code for a protein of 600 amino acids.
UGGGCGUUUGUUUGUUUAUUUAUUUCGCGAUGUAUUGUUCGUUUGCAGUGGAUACACAGGGAACUAAACCAUAUCUCAGUAAAAAACUCAUCGCAGUUGGCUCAGAGACACUGUUGAAUGAACUAAAGGCCUUCAUUUGAGGAUACUCUGGACUCCAUGACCAUCCUGCCUUUGGCCCAGUGAAAUAUGAUUUUGAGCGAUGGAUGAAUCAAAAUGAUGCCUGUCACUCAGUCAAGUCCAGCUUUAGAUGUUGCCACUGUCAAAACAGUUUUGAACCGAGGGUCCACUGCAGGAGAUGAAAGCUGAGGAUAAACCCAUACAGUACUUGCUGUUUGAAUCGAUGCCGCAGCCGUCUGCAUGUGCAUAGAUAAGAGAGAGGACAUCGCGUGGAUCCUCUAGAGCCCGCUGGAAAAGAACUCCCAGUGAAAGUCAAUGGUUACCAACAUUCUUCAAAAUAUCUUUUGUGCUCUGCAGAAGAAAGAAAGUCUUCUAAAGUUGAGAAACAGACUAAAAUUGGUGGAAGCAGCCAGUCAUCCAUGAAGACAGCAGCAGCUCACAGAUUUGCUGCACAGCUCUGGGGCAAUGGCAUUACACAACACGUUGGCAGGAAAAGCUUUGUGCACACGAGAGACUGUGGCCAUGGAAGCUCUGGAUGAGACCAGAAAAAACUGUCAUGCAGCUGGCUCUAGAAAUAAACACAAACCACUUGUAGGAUUCAAGCUCCAUGUUGAGGGGAAAUGCAUUCUACUGAGGGAUGGGAGUCCUCAUCCAUUGCACACUGGCAGGAGAACUCGAGUGAUGGGAGAUGUUGCUAUGUGUGACAGAGCCUGGAUGUGCCCAGACAUGAUGCCAGGGGAGAUGAGGUGUCGUUGUCAGCCGAUGAGGUUUUUUCUUUAAAUCUAAAGGUUCCCCGGCACUAAUUUAAAGUCAAAGUGCAGAACUCCUGAGCGGGAGGUGAAUGAUUGUCUCAUUGGCUCGACUUAGACAAACGACUCCAGUGCGCUAGGCGCCAUGAGAUGUAAAGAGAAGCUUCGCAGGCAGGAAUGUCAAAUAGCCGCUGAGACUUAAAGGGCCUCGGGGCUGGAGGAAAGAAUGGACAGCACGCUGUGGAGCACAGAGCGAUGCCGAGGGAAAUGACGUCUGUGACCCCUGAACACAGAGUCUGUGAUGAGCUCAUUAUCACGCAGAGAGCAGAAACGAACAAAAUGCAGCCGCUCCCCUGAUUACGUCAAAAAGUCCUACCGAGGAAUGAAGUCCAGACUAAUGAAGAGUAAUGAACAAGGCCAAGCACCUCACCUGGACCAUCGCUCCAUCCCGUGAAAGUUUGUCAUCUUUUACGAGGGGAGAUACGGAGCUCGAGUCCACACACGGCAGACACGCGUCUAUCUAGCAUUGGAUUGUGUCUCAUUCGCAUCUUCAAAAUGAAGAGAAGGCAAAAGCGCGUUCUGCAGAUGGCAUUUCUGUUUAUGGUGGCUUUAAUUUUUCUGCCAAACGUCGGCCUUUGGUCAAUGUACAGAGAGAAGAGCCUUAUGAAGUCGCAUGAGCCAGGAGAGCAGGGCUUCCCGCUGGGCUUAAGUGAUGGCCACAUUUAUACCUGGACAGACGGUUUGAGAAGAAGAGACUGGCAUGACAACGAGAGCAUCAGGAAAGACAGCCAACGUGUUGGAAAAGGGGAGCACGGGAAACCAUACCCGCUCGCAGAGGACGAGUGUGAUGACUCAGUAUACAAAGAGAAUGGCUUCAACAUCUACGUCAGCAACAAUAUCGCUCUGGACCGCUCCCUUCCUGACAUCAGACAUCCAAACUGUAAGCAGAAGCUGUAUCUUGAAAACCUCCCAAACACCAGUAUUAUCAUCCCGUUCCAUAACGAAGGCUGGUCCUCUCUGCUCAGAACCAUCAACAGCAUCACCAACCGCACACCCGACCACCUGAUCGCAGAGAUCAUACUAGUAGACGACUACAGUGACAGAGAGCACCUGAAGGCGCAUCUGGAGGAGUACAUGUCCAGAUUUCCUAAGGUCCGUAUCGUGCGCACCAAGAAGCGUGAGGGUCUGAUCCGCACACGGCUGCUGGGAGCAUCAGUGGCUAGAGGAGAAGUCCUUACUUUCCUGGAUUCUCACUGUGAAGCCAACAUCAACUGGCUGCCGCCAAUGCUCGACCAGAUUGCCCAGAACCACAAAACCAUUGUGUGUCCCAUGAUAGACGUGAUUGACCAUAACCACUUUGGAUACGAAGCACAGGCAGGGGACGCCAUGAGGGGAGCCUUUGACUGGGAGAUGUAUUACAAACGCAUUCCCAUCCCAUCUGAGCUACAAGGACCAGACCCCAGCGACCCAUAUGAGUCUCCUGUGAUGGCCGGAGGCUUGUUUGCUGUAAACCGACAGUGGUUCUGGGAACUGGGAGGAUAUGACACAGGCCUUGAGAUCUGGGGCGGCGAGCAGUUUGAAAUAUCCUUCAAGGUGUGGAUGUGCGGAGGCAGAAUGUAUGAUGUACCUUGUUCAAGGGUGGGCCACAUCUACAGGAAGUACGUCCCCUACAAGGUGCCUUCAGGGACCAGCCUGGCAAGAAACCUGAAACGAGUGGCAGAGACAUGGAUGGAUGAGUACACAGAAUACAUCUAUCAGCGCCGGCCCGAGUACCGCCAUCUCUCCACCGGUGACCUGACCUCUCAGAAAGAGCUCCGCAAACACCUCAAAUGUAAAGACUUCAAAUGGUAUAUGAACACUGUGGCCUGGGACCUGCCCAAAUAUUACCCACCUGUGGAGCCACCGCCAGCUGCCUGGGGAGAGAUCCGUAAUGCAGCGUCUGGUUUGUGCAUCGACUCUAAACAUGGUUCCACGGGCACCGAGCUGCGUCUGGACACUUGUCUGAAAGAGGGCGCCGAGCGAACAUGGGCACAUGAGCAGAUUUUCACGUUUGGCUGGAGAGAGGACAUCAGGCCUGGGGAUCCCCUGCACACCAGAAAAUUCUGCUUCGAUGCUAUUAGUCAGAAUAGCCCCAUCACCCUGUAUGACUGCCAUGGUAUGAAAGGCAACCAGCACUGGAGCUACAGGAAGGAUAAGUCUUUGUACCACCUGGUGAGCAACGGUUGCAUGGACUGUAGCCCUGGCGAUAAGCGGAUUUUCAUGAACAAGUGCGACUCCGAGUCUGAAACACAACAGUGGAUCUUCCAGAAAGUCAACACUACCGUUCUGGACAAAUUCAACAGCGGCGCCAGCUCAUAGGACCUGGGGUUGUGGUCAAGCCAAUCAGCUGGCUUCCACACAUACACACACCUCCCACAAUCCUUAACGUGGGCCUGGAUGUUCUUACUGUCUGGCUCUGGGUUCCUCUCAAGGUUCUGCAGCAGACUGAGCAAGUGCAGGCUCUUGAAAGAGGGGACUAGAAACACAGAGAGACACAAGGCUGGUGGAAACGCAUCCACAAUGAGCACCUUGCUGGUCGAGGAGAAUACAAACAGCCUGGACUCUCUAGCACGGGUCUAAUUUGGGCCCCCAGUUGCUCCCUAUACAUCAAAAAACAGUGCAGCUUUAGGACUUUGGAAGUGGAGUCCAGUGAAAGAAUGUUCUGUAUCAGUCCUUGGAGAUUGCAUGGGGGAUUUGUACAAAACCAGAAAGUUUGCUCUCAGAUUUUAGUCUUUUUUUUUUUUUUAACACUAUUUAUUUUUCUCUGGGAUUGUUUCGACUGUAUAUUUAUUUGUAUUUAUUUGGUGCCUUUUCCAGGUUUAAGUUAUGUGUAUUGACUCGGUUUUAUCAUCUCUUGUACCUGUUAGAGUCAAACAAACUUGGGUCGAGGCGUUGGGUUGACCUAAUUAAAUGAGAUCUUUGAUUUUUCAAUGGAAUCUAUCUUGUUACAGAGUUUCUCGUCUAUAAAUA